Lactuca saligna is the source of this 345-nucleotide messenger RNA. Lineage: Eukaryota; Viridiplantae; Streptophyta; Magnoliopsida; Asterales; Asteraceae. The record is from the annotation of a GenBank genome assembly.
AUGAUUGAUAAUGAAAUUGAUUUUGAUGAGGAACAUGCAAAUAAUCCCAUGACUAAGAGAGAUUACAAGGCGCUGAGCAGAAAGCUUAAUCUCUUAGUUCGCCAUACUCAAGUUUUCUCUACAUCAAAGUUUGACUAUAUGCAGCAAGCUCACAUGGAGUCUGAGAAAGCUCUUUUUGAAACAUCUGCGAGCUUGAUUUCUGAUACAACUGUGAAGGUUGAUGCUGCAUUUAAGGAAGUCAAACCGGCUACUGCGAAAGUAGAUGUUAUUUUGAAGGAAGUCAUUGAGUCUUUGAACAAGAAGCUAGAUGCAAUUAUAAAUGAUGUUAAGGAGAUUCUCACUUAA